Molecule: messenger RNA, 16409 nt
Organism: Trichobilharzia szidati
Lineage: Eukaryota; Metazoa; Platyhelminthes; Trematoda; Strigeidida; Schistosomatidae
Source: the annotation of a GenBank genome assembly
AAGCGUAGGGUUAGUAUAUGUGGGUUACUUAUAAUUUUGUAAUCAGUCAAGUUGAUUUUAUCCAAUACCAACUGGAACUGAAGGCGGUAUACACAUCAUGUAACCAAGAUUGUAGCAUGGUAAGUUAAUCUGUGAAUCCACUUUUAAACGUUGUGAUAGGUUGCUCCAUUUUCAAAUACUUUAUUUUAGUUAAAUAAUGUGUGCAGGGGUUCUGUGCUUUAAUUUGUUUUCUCCAGUUUACCAGUACUACUAUUAGUACUAAUACUAAUACUAAGGAGUCAAUAAUUUUUACACCUACGCUAAGUCUGUUAUCAACCAAGCCUACAAUUGUAUAUUUCUCUUAAUUCUAUCCAGUUCACACUGUGAAGGUUUGGAAGAUACACGUCUCCUUGCAUUAUGCGGAGCUUCCAUUAUAACGAUAAGGCAUCUUGUGAAUAAACGGCAGCACACUUUCGAAUUUUCAGCCUUAUUUCUGUUUUCUUUGUUUUUUUGUUGUUUUUUUUGAUACACCGUUUUUCUUAUAAUCAUCAUCAUCAAUAAUUUAUAAUAUUUAUUUCUUGCAAAUUCAAUAUUUCAUGGAAUAAAUAUAAUGAAAUGGCAAUGAUCAAGUCAUCGUAUAUAUGUGAUUGAGAAUACAUAAAUAUUAUCCAGAGAGAAAAGUCCUUUCUCAACUCACUUGCACUUUUGUUUUCUCCGUCGAUAUUUCAGAUCAAUCAGCUUUCAAUACACAAAUAAAAAUAAAAUAAUAAUAACAAUAAGAAUAAUGAAGACAAAUGCUUUUGAUAUACUAUCCUGUUUAUCAAACUUUAUUAUACCAUGUUUUGCUGCUACAGAACUUAUGGAGACAUAAUCCUUCACAUUGAUAUCAAUUCAAACGAUUAAAUUACUCUCCUGUUUUCUAUUCAACCAACCGAAUACACCUAGUGUUGUGUUGUGUUGUGUAUACAUAAUUUUACAAAUAUUAACAAUAAAUCUGGAAGCUACCUGCUUUAUAUAAUUCAAUAAAAACGAAUCUACUACUAACCAUGUCUACUGAUAAAUUGCAUAAAUCUGAUGAAUGCGCUCAAAUUGAACAACAAGUAGUCAAGGAAAAUCUAAUUGAAGAUGAUUACAAAGUCAAAUUACAUGAUGAUGAUGAUGAAGUCUACAAAACUCUAACAGAUCCUGUGAGUGAAAAAUCAAAACUAUCCGAUGUUUGGGAGACUAGUCAUACACCGCCAUUAGAAUCAACAUUGACAAAAAGUCCAAUGAAAUCUAGUAAUACAAAUUUAGACGACAAAAAAGGUAGUCAUGACGAUCCUGGUAUUGAUGAAGACAAUAAACAUAAAUUAUCAUCUAGUAGUGAUCUACUGAAAGAUAAUUCGAAUUAUCGAAUGACAGACGAUUAUGAAACCUAUUUAUCGUGUAUUGAAAAGGAUAUUUGUACAGAAUUUGAUAAUCCCAUGUAUAUACCGAUUAAAUUACCGUUAAGCAGUAAUUUAUACGUUCCAGUAUAUUAUGUACAGUCAAGUGAAGAAGCUUCACCUAAAUCACAUAAACAUAAUGUGGAUUAUAAUGAUAGUAAUAUUAAUAAUUCAACGGUAAGUCACAAGUUUAUAUUGUCUGAUGAUAAUGCUUAUCUAAGAGGAAAUGAUUCACCUGCUGCUAGACUAGAAGCUGAUCAUCAUAUAAAUACUAAUAAUCAGGGAUAUGAUAACUAUGUAUUACCGCACUACACCUCUGAAAUUAGUCCAGAUCACUGUGAUUUAAAAAUGUGUCAGGUAGAGAUGACAUCUGAUAAACUGCCAGUUAAUCUGAAGCAUUCAGGGAAAAAAUUAAGAUCAAAAUCCGAUAAACCGGUUAAAGAAAAGACAAUUUUCAAGAAGACUAAGUCAAAGACCGAAAAGUCAAAAGAUGAACAGUCCACGCCUAUCUCAAAGAACAAGGAACGACAUAAAGAUACUACUGGUUGUUCGCCAAGAUUAAAAAUAAAAAAGAAGGUCAGAAAUAACAAUGAUAAGGAGAAAAUCAAACGGGAGACAUCGAAAAAAGACAGUUUCAGGGAAGUAAGUGAGAAGUCAGAAGACAAUCAAGGUUUCAUCGACAUCCAAAACGACACUAUGAGCAAUAAACCUAUGCGUAUUAAAAGAGGUGGCAAAACAGCUGUCGAUAAAAAGAAAAACAGCAAGAAAUUAUUCCACAAAACGACGCCAAAUUCCAAACAAGACGACUACACAAUAAGUGUAGAACAUCAAGGAGACGACAGUAAUCUCAGGGAAAAGUCGAAAAACAAAAUCAAACAGCCGAAAAAUUGGAAAAUAUGCGUCCCAAACAGAAGUCACAAAAUAAAUAAAAACAUCACGCCAAUAAAAGUAAAAAACCAAACAAAUCAAGAAAAUCAACCAACACAAGAAAUAUACGAAACAGAUGUAAAUGAAAAUUUACCCACCACAAAAAUUGAAAGCACAAAAGAAUUCAUUAUAGAAAAAGAAAACAAAACAAAUAAAACCGCAGACACAAACAUCAAACCAAAAAUCAAACACAGAUUCCCUGAAAGACAGACGAAAUUAAAAGCAUCGAAAGCUGCUGAGAAGAUGGAGGGAGAGGGAGGUGCGAAGGUAGAUUUGGACGCCGGACUGGACGCCCACAUUGAUGGCAAAGCAAGCAAAGGAGGUAAGAAAUUCCACUGGUCUCCGAAGUUCGGGUUCCCGAAGGGUGGUCUGAAGAUAGGUGGUGGUGCCAAAACGCCGGACGCCUCAAUAUCUGUCUCGGCUCCGACUGGUGGUGUUGAUGUCUCAGUUCCGAAACCCGAUCUCGACGUCUCCUUGGAGGUUCCUGAUGUGGAGGUAUCUGCGUCUGUGCCGGAAAUCGGCGUGUCAGGUGGUGCAGGUAGAGGUGGAGAGUUGGGAGUGACUGGACAGGUCUCGGCUCCCGAUGUGGACGUCAGUGUUCCAUCGAAGAAGUUCACCUUCGGUUGGGGCUCCAAAGGCAAGAAGGCGAAGAAGGCGAAGUUGCCGAAGGUGUUGGGAGACAUAGGUGCUGGUGUCGAUGUCAGUGGGAAGGUUGAUGUUCCGAGUGUUGAGGUUGAUGUGGACGCAGGUGCUCAUGGCAAAGGUAAGAAGUUCAACUGGUCACCUAAAAUCACUUUGCCAAAGUUCAAGAUGCACAUGCCAGAGGUGUCUGGAAAACUGCAUGCAGAUGCACCCGAUGUGAGUGUGAGUGGAACUGGUCCAUCUGUGGAAUUGCCAUCAUUGAGAGCCAGUGGUAAUUUGCCGAGUGUCGACGUGUCCCUUCCAGACGCAUCGUUAACAGGUGAUCUCUCUGGUAAGCUGGAUCUAGAUGGGACUGGCGUGAAGAUCAACGACGCUGAUUUGAAACUGCCUGACUUGGAGAUAUCAGGAGGUGUGAGUGCACCGUCUGUGGAGGGUGACUUGUCCAUUCCUCAGGUGUCUGCCGGUCUGGAUACAGAUGUGAAACUACCCAGUGCUGAAUUGGACGUGAAAUUGCCUAGUGUACAGCUGACCGGUCCAGAUCUCGACGUGCAUGGUGUAGCGCCAGAUGCAGGUGUGAGUGCGAGUGUCGACGUUCCCAAACCGCAUAUUUCAAUCAAGGCACCGAAAUUCGGUUUCGGUUUUGGUAAUAAGAAGGCGAAAUUGAAGACACCGAAAGCUGGUGUGAAGGUGGAGGGAGAGGGAGGUGCGAAGGUAGAUUUGGACGCCGGACUGGACGCCCACAUUGAUGGCAAAGCAAGCAAAGGAGGUAAGAAAUUCCACUGGUCUCCGAAGUUCGGGUUCCCGAAGGGUGGUCUGAAGAUAGGUGGUGGUGCCAAAACGCCGGACGCCUCAAUAUCUGUCUCGGCUCCGACUGGUGGUGUUGAUGUCUCAGUUCCGAAACCCGAUCUCGACGUCUCCUUGGAGGUUCCUGAUGUGGAGGUAUCUGCGUCUGUGCCGGAAAUCGGCGUGUCAGGUGGUGCAGGUAGAGGUGGAGAGUUGGGAGUGACUGGACAGGUCUCGGCUCCCGAUGUGGACGUCAGUGUUCCAUCGAAGAAGUUCACCUUCGGUUGGGGCUCCAAAGGCAAGAAGGCGAAGAAGGCGAAGUUGCCGAAGGUGUCGGGAGACAUAGGUGCUGGUGUCGAUGUCAGUGGGAAGGUUGAUGUUCCGAGUGUUGAGGUUGAUGUGGACGCAGGUGCUCAUGGCAAAGGUAAGAAGUUCAACUGGUCACCUAAAAUCACUUUGCCAAAGUUCAAGAUGCACAUGCCAGAGGUGUCUGGAAAACUGCAUGCAGAUGCACCCGAUGUGAGUGUGAGUGGAACUGGUCCAUCUGUGGAAUUGCCAUCAUUGAGAGCCAGUGGUAAUUUGCCGAGUGUCGACGUGUCCCUUCCAGACGCAUCGUUAACAGGUGAUCUCUCUGGUAAGCUGGAUCUAGAUGGGACUGGCGUGAAGAUCAACGACGCUGAUUUGAAACUGCCUGACUUGGAGAUAUCAGGAGGUGUGAGUGCACCGUCUGUGGAGGGUGACUUGUCCAUUCCUCAGGUGUCUGCCGGUCUGGAUACAGAUGUGAAACUACCCAGUGCUGAAUUGGACGUGAAAUUGCCUAGUGUACAGCUGACCGGUCCAGAUCUCGACGUGCAUGGUGUAGCGCCAGAUGCAGGUGUGAGUGCGAGUGUCGACGUUCCCAAACCGCAUAUUUCAAUCAAGGCACCGAAAUUCGGUUUCGGUUUUGGUAAUAAGAAGGCGAAAUUGAAGACACCGAAAGCUGGUGUGAAGGUGGAGGGAGAGGGAGGUGCGAAGGUAGAUUUGGACGCCGGACUGGACGCCCACAUUGAUGGCAAAGCAAGCAAAGGAGGUAAGAAAUUCCACUGGUCUCCGAAGUUCGGGUUCCCGAAGGGUGGUCUGAAGAUAGGUGGUGGUGCCAAAACGCCGGACGCCUCAAUAUCUGUCUCGGCUCCGACUGGUGGUGUUGAUGUCUCAGUUCCGAAACCCGAUCUCGACGUCUCCUUGGAGGUUCCUGAUGUGGAGGUAUCUGCGUCUGUGCCGGAAAUCGGCGUGUCAGGUGGUGCAGGUAGAGGUGGAGAGUUGGGAGUGACUGGACAGGUCUCGGCUCCCGAUGUGGACGUCAGUGUUCCAUCGAAGAAGUUCACCUUCGGUUGGGGCUCCAAAGGCAAGAAGGCGAAGAAGGCGAAGUUGCCGAAGGUGUCGGGAGACAUAGGUGCUGGUGUCGAUGUCAGUGGGAAGGUUGAUGUUCCGAGUGUUGAGGUUGAUGUGGACGCAGGUGCUCAUGGCAAAGGUAAGAAGUUCAACUGGUCACCUAAAAUCACUUUGCCAAAGUUCAAGAUGCACAUGCCAGAGGUGUCUGGAAAACUGCAUGCAGAUGCACCCGAUGUGAGUGUGAGUGGAACUGGUCCAUCUGUGGAAUUGCCAUCAUUGAGAGCCAGUGGUAAUUUGCCGAGUGUCGACGUGUCCCUUCCAGACGCAUCGUUAACAGGUGAUCUCUCUGGUAAGCUGGAUCUAGAUGGGACUGGCGUGAAGAUCAACGACGCUGAUUUGAAACUGCCUGACUUGGAGAUAUCAGGAGGUGUGAGUGCACCGUCUGUGGAGGGUGACUUGUCCAUUCCUCAGGUGUCUGCCGGUCUGGAUACAGAUGUGAAACUACCCAGUGCUGAAUUGGACGUGAAAUUGCCUAGUGUACAGCUGACCGGUCCAGAUCUCGACGUGCAUGGUGUAGCGCCAGAUGCAGGUGUGAGUGCGAGUGUCGACGUUCCCAAACCGCAUACUUCAAUCAAGGCACCGAAAUUCGGUUUCGGUUUUGGUAAUAAGAAGGCGAAAUUGAAGACACCGAAAGCUGGUGUGAAGGUGGAGGGAGAGGGAGGUGCGAAGGUAGAUUUGGACGCCGGACUGGACGCCCACAUUGAUGGCAAAGCAAGCAAAGGAGGUAAGAAAUUCCACUGGUCUCCGAAGUUCGGGUUCCCGAAGGGUGGUCUGAAGAUAGGUGGUGGUGCCAAAACGCCGGACGCCUCAAUAUCUGUCUCGGCUCCGACUGGUGGUGUUGAUGUCUCAGUUCCGAAACCCGAUCUCGACGUCUCCUUGGAGGUUCCUGAUGUGGAGGUAUCUGCGUCUGUGCCGGAAAUCGGCGUGUCAGGUGGUGCAGGUAGAGGUGGAGAGUUGGGAGUGACUGGACAGGUCUCGGCUCCCGAUGUGGACGUCAGUGUUCCAUCGAAGAAGUUCACCUUCGGUUGGGGCUCCAAAGGCAAGAAGGCGAAGAAGGCGAAGUUGCCGAAGGUGUCGGGAGACAUAGGUGCUGGUGUCGAUGUCAGUGGGAAGGUUGAUGUUCCGAGUGUUGAGGUUGAUGUGGACGCAGGUGCUCAUGGCAAAGGUAAGAAGUUCAACUGGUCACCUAAAAUCACUUUGCCAAAGUUCAAGAUGCACAUGCCAGAGGUGUCUGGAAAACUGCAUGCAGAUGCACCCGAUGUGAGUGUGAGUGGAACUGGUCCAUCUGUGGAAUUGCCAUCAUUGAGAGCCAGUGGUAAUUUGCCGAGUGUCGACGUGUCCCUUCCAGACGCAUCGUUAACAGGUGAUCUCUCUGGUAAGCUGGAUCUAGAUGGGACUGGCGUGAAGAUCAACGACGCUGAUUUGAAACUGCCUGACUUGGAGAUAUCAGGAGGUGUGAGUGCACCGUCUGUGGAGGGUGACUUGUCCAUUCCUCAGGUGUCUGCCGGUCUGGAUACAGAUGUGAAACUACCCAGUGCUGAAUUGGACGUGAAAUUGCCUAGUGUACAGCUGACCGGUCCAGAUCUCGACGUGCAUGGUGUAGCGCCAGAUGCAGGUGUGAGUGCGAGUGUCGACGUUCCCAAACCGCAUAUUUCAAUCAAGGCACCGAAAUUCGGUUUCGGUUUUGGUAAUAAGAAGGCGAAAUUGAAGACACCGAAAGCUGGUGUGAAGGUGGAGGGAGAGGGAGGUGCGAAGGUAGAUUUGGACGCCGGACUGGACGCCCACAUUGAUGGCAAAGCAAGCAAAGGAGGUAAGAAAUUCCACUGGUCUCCGAAGUUCGGGUUCCCGAAGGGUGGUCUGAAGAUAGGUGGUGGUGCCAAAACGCCGGACGCCUCAAUAUCUGUCUCGGCUCCGACUGGUGGUGUUGAUGUCUCAGUUCCGAAACCCGAUCUCGACGUCUCCUUGGAGGUUCCUGAUGUGGAGGUAUCUGCGUCUGUGCCGGAAAUCGGCGUGUCAGGUGGUGCAGGUAGAGGUGGAGAGUUGGGAGUGACUGGACAGGUCUCGGCUCCCGAUGUGGACGUCAGUGUUCCAUCGAAGAAGUUCACCUUCGGUUGGGGCUCCAAAGGCAAGAAGGCGAAGAAGGCGAAGUUGCCGAAGGUGUCGGGAGACAUAGGUGCUGGUGUCGAUGUCAGUGGGAAGGUUGAUGUUCCGAGUGUUGAGGUUGAUGUGGACGCAGGUGCUCAUGGCAAAGGUAAGAAGUUCAACUGGUCACCUAAAAUCACUUUGCCAAAGUUCAAGAUGCACAUGCCAGAGGUGUCUGGAAAACUGCAUGCAGAUGCACCCGAUGUGAGUGUGAGUGGAACUGGUCCAUCUGUGGAAUUGCCAUCAUUGAGAGCCAGUGGUAAUUUGCCGAGUGUCGACGUGUCCCUUCCAGACGCAUCGUUAACAGGUGAUCUCUCUGGUAAGCUGGAUCUAGAUGGGACUGGCGUGAAGAUCAACGACGCUGAUUUGAAACUGCCUGACUUGGAGAUAUCAGGAGGUGUGAGUGCACCGUCUGUGGAGGGUGACUUGUCCAUUCCUCAGGUGUCUGCCGGUCUGGAUACAGAUGUGAAACUACCCAGUGCUGAAUUGGACGUGAAAUUGCCUAGUGUACAGCUGACCGGUCCAGAUCUCGACGUGCAUGGUGUAGCGCCAGAUGCAGGUGUGAGUGCGAGUGUCGACGUUCCCAAACCGCAUAUUUCAAUCAAGGCACCGAAAUUCGGUUUCGGUUUUGGUAAUAAGAAGGCGAAAUUGAAGACACCGAAAGCUGGUGUGAAGGUGGAGGGAGAGGGAGGUGCGAAGGUAGAUUUGGACGCCGGACUGGACGCCCACAUUGAUGGCAAAGCAAGCAAAGGAGGUAAGAAAUUCCACUGGUCUCCGAAGUUCGGGUUCCCGAAGGGUGGUCUGAAGAUAGGUGGUGGUGCCAAAACGCCGGACGCCUCAAUAUCUGUCUCGGCUCCGACUGGUGGUGUUGAUGUCUCAGUUCCGAAACCCGAUCUCGACGUCUCCUUGGAGGUUCCUGAUGUGGAGGUAUCUGCGUCUGUGCCGGAAAUCGGCGUGUCAGGUGGUGCAGGUAGAGGUGGAGAGUUGGGAGUGACUGGACAGGUCUCGGCUCCCGAUGUGGACGUCAGUGUUCCAUCGAAGAAGUUCACCUUCGGUUGGGGCUCCAAAGGCAAGAAGGCGAAGAAGGCGAAGUUGCCGAAGGUGUCGGGAGACAUAGGUGCUGGUGUCGAUGUCAGUGGGAAGGUUGAUGUUCCGAGUGUUGAGGUUGAUGUGGACGCAGGUGCUCAUGGCAAAGGUAAGAAGUUCAACUGGUCACCUAAAAUCACUUUGCCAAAGUUCAAGAUGCACAUGCCAGAGGUGUCUGGAAAACUGCAUGCAGAUGCACCCGAUGUGAGUGUGAGUGGAACUGGUCCAUCUGUGGAAUUGCCAUCAUUGAGAGCCAGUGGUAAUUUGCCGAGUGUCGACGUGUCCCUUCCAGACGCAUCGUUAACAGGUGAUCUCUCUGGUAAGCUGGAUCUAGAUGGGACUGGCGUGAAGAUCAACGACGCUGAUUUGAAACUGCCUGACUUGGAGAUAUCAGGAGGUGUGAGUGCACCGUCUGUGGAGGGUGACUUGUCCAUUCCUCAGGUGUCUGCCGGUCUGGAUACAGAUGUGAAACUACCCAGUGCUGAAUUGGACGUGAAAUUGCCUAGUGUACAGCUGACCGGUCCAGAUCUCGACGUGCAUGGUGUAGCGCCAGAUGCAGGUGUGAGUGCGAGUGUCGACGUUCCCAAACCGCAUAUUUCAAUCAAGGCACCGAAAUUCGGUUUCGGUUUUGGUAAUAAGAAGGCGAAAUUGAAGACACCGAAAGCUGGUGUGAAGGUGGAGGGAGAGGGAGGUGCGAAGGUAGAUUUGGACGCCGGACUGGACGCCCACAUUGAUGGCAAAGCAAGCAAAGGAGGUAAGAAAUUCCACUGGUCUCCGAAGUUCGGGUUCCCGAAGGGUGGUCUGAAGAUAGGUGGUGGUGCCAAAAAGCCGGACGCCUCAAUAUCUGUCUCGGCUCCGACUGGUGGUGUUGAUGUCUCAGUUCCGAAACCCGAUCUCGACGUCUCCUUGGAGGUUCCUGAUGUGGAGGUAUCUGCGUCUGUGCCGGAAAUCGGCGUGUCAGGUGGUGCAGGUAGAGGUGGAGAGUUGGGAGUGACUGGACAGGUCUCGGCUCCCGAUGUGGACGUCAGUGUUCCAUCGAAGAAGUUCACCUUCGGUUGGGGCUCCAAAGGCAAGAAGGCGAAGAAGGCGAAGUUGCCGAAGGUGUCGGGAGACAUAGGUGCUGGUGUCGAUGUCAGUGGGAAGGUUGAUGUUCCGAGUGUUGAGGUUGAUGUGGACGCAGGUGCUCAUGGCAAAGGUAAGAAGUUCAACUGGUCACCUAAAAUCACUUUGCCAAAGUUCAAGAUGCACAUGCCAGAGGUGUCUGGAAAACUGCAUGCAGAUGCACCCGAUGUGAGUGUGAGUGGAACUGGUCCAUCUGUGGAAUUGCCAUCAUUGAGAGCCAGUGGUAAUUUGCCGAGUGUCGACGUGUCCCUUCCAGACGCAUCGUUAACAGGUGAUCUCUCUGGUAAGCUGGAUCUAGAUGGGACUGGCGUGAAGAUCAACGACGCUGAUUUGAAACUGCCUGACUUGGAGAUAUCAGGAGGUGUGAGUGCACCGUCUGUGGAGGGUGACUUGUCCAUUCCUCAGGUGUCUGCCGGUCUGGAUACAGAUGUGAAACUACCCAGUGCUGAAUUGGACGUGAAAUUGCCUAGUGUACAGCUGACCGGUCCAGAUCUCGACGUGCAUGGUGUAGCGCCAGAUGCAGGUGUGAGUGCGAGUGUCGACGUUCCCAAACCGCAUAUUUCAAUCAAGGCACCGAAAUUCGGUUUCGGUUUUGGUAAUAAGAAGGCGAAAUUGAAGACACCGAAAGCUGGUGUGAAGGUGGAGGGAGAGGGAGGUGCGAAGGUAGAUUUGGACGCCGGACUGGACGCCCACAUUGAUGGCAAAGCAAGCAAAGGAGGUAAGAAAUUCCACUGGUCUCCGAAGUUCGGGUUCCCGAAGGGUGGUCUGAAGAUAGGUGGUGGUGCCAAAACGCCGGACGCCUCAAUAUCUGUCUCGGCUCCGACUGGUGGUGUUGAUGUCUCAGUUCCGAAACCCGAUCUCGACGUCUCCUUGGAGGUUCCUGAUGUGGAGGUAUCUGCGUCUGUGCCGGAAAUCGGCGUGUCAGGUGGUGCAGGUAGAGGUGGAGAGUUGGGAGUGACUGGACAGGUCUCGGCUCCCGAUGUGGACGUCAGUGUUCCAUCGAAGAAGUUCACCUUCGGUUGGGGCUCCAAAGGCAAGAAGGCGAAGAAGGCGAAGUUGCCGAAGGUGUCGGGAGACAUAGGUGCUGGUGUCGAUGUCAGUGGGAAGGUUGAUGUUCCGAGUGUUGAGGUUGAUGUGGACGCAGGUGCUCAUGGCAAAGGUAAGAAGUUCAACUGGUCACCUAAAAUCACUUUGCCAAAGUUCAAGAUGCACAUGCCAGAGGUGUCUGGAAAACUGCAUGCAGAUGCACCCGAUGUGAGUGUGAGUGGAACUGGUCCAUCUGUGGAAUUGCCAUCAUUGAGAGCCAGUGGUAAUUUGCCGAGUGUCGACGUGUCCCUUCCAGACGCAUCGUUAACAGGUGAUCUCUCUGGUAAGCUGGAUCUAGAUGGGACUGGCGUGAAGAUCAACGACGCUGAUUUGAAACUGCCUGACUUGGAGAUAUCAGGAGGUGUGAGUGCACCGUCUGUGGAGGGUGACUUGUCCAUUCCUCAGGUGUCUGCCGGUCUGGAUACAGAUGUGAAACUACCCAGUGCUGAAUUGGACGUGAAAUUGCCUAGUGUACAGCUGACCGGUCCAGAUCUCGACGUGCAUGGUGUAGCGCCAGAUGCAGGUGUGAGUGCGAGUGUCGACGUUCCCAAACCGCAUAUUUCAAUCAAGGCACCGAAAUUCGGUUUCGGUUUUGGUAAUAAGAAGGCGAAAUUGAAGACACCGAAAGCUGGUGUGAAGGUGGAGGGAGAGGGAGGUGCGAAGGUAGAUUUGGACGCCGGACUGGACGCCCACAUUGAUGGCAAAGCAAGCAAAGGAGGUAAGAAAUUCCACUGGUCUCCGAAGUUCGGGUUCCCGAAGGGUGGUCUGAAGAUAGGUGGUGGUGCCAAAAAGCCGGACGCCUCAAUAUCUGUCUCGGCUCCGACUGGUGGUGUUGAUGUCUCAGUUCCGAAACCCGAUCUCGACGUCUCCUUGGAGGUUCCUGAUGUGGAGGUAUCUGCGUCUGUGCCGGAAAUCGGCGUGUCAGGUGGUGCAGGUAGAGGUGGAGAGUUGGGAGUGACUGGACAGGUCUCGGCUCCCGAUGUGGACGUCAGUGUUCCAUCGAAGAAGUUCACCUUCGGUUGGGGCUCCAAAGGCAAGAAGGCGAAGAAGGCGAAGUUGCCGAAGGUGUCGGGAGACAUAGGUGCUGGUGUCGAUGUCAGUGGGAAGGUUGAUGUUCCGAGUGUUGAGGUUGAUGUGGACGCAGGUGCUCAUGGCAAAGGUAAGAAGUUCAACUGGUCACCUAAAAUCACUUUGCCAAAGUUCAAGAUGCACAUGCCAGAGGUGUCUGGAAAACUGCAUGCAGAUGCACCCGAUGUGAGUGUGAGUGGAACUGGUCCAUCUGUGGAAUUGCCAUCAUUGAGAGCCAGUGGUAAUUUGCCGAGUGUCGACGUGUCCCUUCCAGACGCAUCGUUAACAGGUGAUCUCUCUGGUAAGCUGGAUCUAGAUGGGACUGGCGUGAAGAUCAACGACGCUGAUUUGAAACUGCCUGACUUGGAGAUAUCAGGAGGUGUGAGUGCACCGUCUGUGGAGGGUGACUUGUCCAUUCCUCAGGUGUCUGCCGGUCUGGAUACAGAUGUGAAACUACCCAGUGCUGAAUUGGACGUGAAAUUGCCUAGUGUACAGCUGACCGGUCCAGAUCUCGACGUGCAUGGUGUAGCGCCAGAUGCAGGUGUGAGUGCGAGUGUCGACGUUCCCAAACCGCAUAUUUCAAUCAAGGCACCGAAAUUCGGUUUCGGUUUUGGUAAUAAGAAGGCGAAAUUGAAGACACCGAAAGCUGGUGUGAAGGUGGAGGGAGAGGGAGGUGCGAAGGUAGAUUUGGACGCCGGACUGGACGCCCACAUUGAUGGCAAAGCAAGCAAAGGAGGUAAGAAAUUCCACUGGUCUCCGAAGUUCGGGUUCCCGAAGGGUGGUCUGAAGAUAGGUGGUGGUGCCAAAAAGCCGGACGCCUCAAUAUCUGUCUCGGCUCCGACUGGUGGUGUUGAUGUCUCAGUUCCAAAACCCGAUCUCGACGUCUCCUUGGAGGUUCCUGAUGUGGAGGUAUCUGCGUCUGUGCCGGAAAUCGGCGUGUCAGGUGGUGCAGGUAGAGGUGGAGAGUUGGGAGUGACUGGACAGGUCUCGGCUCCCGAUGUGGACGUCAGUGUUCCAUCGAAGAAGUUCACCUUCGGUUGGGGCUCCAGAGGCAAGAAGGCGAAGAAGGCGAAGUUGCCGAAGGUGUCGGGAGACAUAGGUGCUGGUGUCGAUGUCAGUGGGAAGGUUGAUGUUCCGAGUGUUGAGGUUGAUGUGGACGCAGGUGCUCAUGGCAAAGGUAAGAAGUUCAACUGGUCACCUAAAAUCACUUUGCCAAAGUUCAAGAUGCACAUGCCAGAGGUGUCUGGAAAACUGCAUGCAGAUGCACCCGAUGUGAGUGUGAGUGGAACUGGUCCAUCUGUGGAAUUGCCAUCAUUGAGAGCCAGUGGUAAUUUGCCGAGUGUCGACGUGUCCCUUCCAGACGCAUCGUUAACAGGUGAUCUCUCUGGUAAGCUGGAUCUAGAUGGGACUGGCGUGAAGAUCAACGACGCUGAUUUGAAACUGCCUGACUUGGAGAUAUCAGGAGGUGUGAGUGCACCGUCUGUGGAGGGUGACUUGUCCAUUCCUCAGGUGUCUGCCGGUCUGGAUACAGAUGUGAAACUACCCAGUGCUGAAUUGGACGUGAAAUUGCCUAGUGUACAGCUGACCGGUCCAGAUCUCGACGUGCAUGGUGUAGCGCCAGAUGCAGGUGUGAGUGCGAGUGUCGACGUUCCCAAACCGCAUAUUUCAAUCAAGGCACCGAAAUUCGGUUUCGGUUUUGGUAAUAAGAAGGCGAAAUUGAAGACACCGAAAGCUGGUGUGAAGGUGGAGGGAGAGGGAGGUGCGAAGGUAGAUUUGGACGCCGGACUGGACGCCCACAUUGAUGGCAAAGCAAGCAAAGGAGGUAAGAAAUUCCACUGGUCUCCGAAGUUCGGGUUCCCGAAGGGUGGUCUGAAGAUAGGUGGUGGUGCCAAAAAGCCGGACGCCUCAAUAUCUGUCUCGGCUCCGACUGGUGGUGUUGAUGUCUCAGUUCCGAAACCCGAUCUCGACGUCUCCUUGGAGGUUCCUGAUGUGGAGGUAUCUGCGUCUGUGCCGGAAAUCGGCGUGUCAGGUGGUGCAGGUAGAGGUGGAGAGUUGGGAGUGACUGGACAGGUCUCGGCUCCCGAUGUGGACGUCAGUGUUCCAUCGAAGAAGUUCACCUUCGGUUGGGGCUCCAAAGGCAAGAAGGCGAAGAAGGCGAAGUUGCCGAAGGUGUCGGGAGACAUAGGUGCUGGUGUCGAUGUCAGUGGGAAGGUUGAUGUUCCGAGUGUUGAGGUUGAUGUGGACGCAGGUGCUCAUGGCAAAGGUAAGAAGUUCAACUGGUCACCUAAAAUCACUUUGCCAAAGUUCAAGAUGCACAUGCCAGAGGUGUCUGGAAAACUGCAUGCAGAUGCACCCGAUGUGAGUGUGAGUGGAACUGGUCCAUCUGUGGAAUUGCCAUCAUUGAGAGCCAGUGGUAAUUUGCCGAGUGUCGACGUGUCCCUUCCAGACGCAUCGUUAACAGGUGAUCUCUCUGGUAAGCUGGAUCUAGAUGGGACUGGUGUGAAGAUCAACGACGCUGAUUUGAAACUGCCUGACUUGGAGAUAUCAGGAGGUGUGAGUGCACCGUCUGUGGAGGGUGACUUGUCCAUUCCUCAGGUGUCUGCCGGUCUGGAUACAGAUGUGAAACUACCCAGUGCUGAAUUGGACGUGAAAUUGCCUAGUGUACAGCUGACCGGUCCAGAUCUCGACGUGCAUGGUGUAGCGCCAGAUGCAGGUGUGAGUGCGAGUGUCGACGUUCCCAAACCGCAUAUUUCAAUCAAGGCACCGAAAUUCGGUUUCGGUUUUGGUAAUAAGAAGGCGAAAUUGAAGACACCGAAAGCUGGUGUGAAGGUGGAGGGAGAGGGAGGUGCGAAGGUAGAUUUGGACGCCGGACUGGACGCCCACAUUGAUGGCAAAGCAAGCAAAGGAGGUAAGAAAUUCCACUGGUCUCCGAAGUUCGGGUUCCCGAAGGGUGGUCUGAAGAUAGGUGGUGGUGCCAAAAAGCCGGACGCCUCAAUAUCUGUCUCGGCUCCGACUGGUGGUGUUGAUGUCUCAGUUCCGAAACCCGAUCUCGACGUCUCCUUGGAGGUUCCUGAUGUGGAGGUAUCUGCGUCUGUGCCGGAAAUCGGCGUGUCAGGUGGUGCAGGUAGAGGUGGAGAGUUGGGAGUGACUGGACAGGUCUCGGCUCCCGAUGUGGACGUCAGUGUUCCAUCGAAGAAGUUCACCUUCGGUUGGGGCUCCAAAGGCAAGAAGGCGAAGAAGGCGAAGUUGCCGAAGGUGUCGGGAGACAUAGGUGCUGGUGUCGAUGUCAGUGGGAAGGUUGAUGUUCCGAGUGUUGAGGUUGAUGUGGACGCAGGUGCUCAUGGCAAAGGUAAGAAGUUCAACUGGUCACCUAAAAUCACUUUGCCAAAGUUCAAGAUGCACAUGCCAGAGGUGUCUGGAAAACUGCAUGCAGAUGCACCCGAUGUGAGUGUGAGUGGAACUGGUCCAUCUGUGGAAUUGCCAUCAUUGAGAGCCAGUGGUAAUUUGCCGAGUGUCGACGUGUCCCUUCCAGACGCAUCGUUAACAGGUGAUCUCUCUGGUAAGCUGGAUCUAGAUGGGACUGGCGUGAAGAUCAACGACGCUGAUUUGAAACUGCCUGACUUGGAGAUAUCAGGAGGUGUGAGUGCACCGUCUGUGGAGGGUGACUUGUCCAUUCCUCAGGUGUCUGCCGGUCUGGAUACAGAUGUGAAACUACCCAGUGCUGAAUUGGACGUGAAAUUGCCUAGUGUACAGCUGACCGGUCCAGAUCUCGACGUGCAUGGUGUAGCGCCAGAUGCAGGUGCACCGAAAUUCGGUUUCGGUUUUGGUAAUAAGAAGGCGAAAUUGAAGACACCGAAAGCUGGUGUGAAGGUGGAGGGAGAGGGAGGUGCGAAGGUAGAUUUGGACGCCGGACUGGACGCCCACAUUGAUGGCAAAGCAAGCAAAGGAGGUAAGAAAUUCCACUGGUCUCCGAAGUUCGGGUUCCCGAAGGGUGGUCUGAAGAUAGGUGGUGGUGCCAAAAAGCCGGACGCCUCAAUAUCUGUCUCGGCUCCGACUGGUGGUGUUGAUGUCUCAGUUCCGAAACCCGAUCUCGACGUCUCCUUGGAGGUUCCUGAUGUGGAGGUAUCUGCGUCUGUGCCGGAAAUCGGCGUGUCAGGUGGUGCAGGUAGAGGUGGAGAGUUGGGAGUGACUGGACAGGUCUCGGCUCCCGAUGUGGACGUCAGUGUUCCAUCGAAGAAGUUCACCUUCGGUUGGGGCUCCAAAGGCAAGAAGGCGAAGAAGGCGAAGUUGCCGAAGGUGUCGGGAGACAUAAGUGCUGGUGUCGAUGUCAGUGGGAAGGUUGAUGUUCCGAGUGUUGAGGUUGAUGUGGACGCAGGUGCUCAUGGCAAAGGUAAGAAGUUCAACUGGUCACCUAAAAUCACUUUGCCAAAGUUCAAGAUGCACAUGCCAGAGGUGUCUGGAAAACUGCAUGCAGAUGCACCCGAUGUGAGUGUGAGUGGAACUGGUCCAUCUGUGGAAUUGCCAUCAUUGAGAGCCAGUGGUAAUUUGCCGAGUGUCGACGUGUCCCUUCCAGACGCAUCGUUAACAGGUGAUCUCUCUGACUUGAAUAUUCAUGUGUAUUUGUUUGAAUCUUAUCAAGGAGAACAGGCGAAUGAUUCAUUCAUCAUUUUAUCAAUAAACAAUAAUCGUACACAGUAUGAAUGUAAAGUGAAACAAUGA